AUGGCGUUUCCUGAACUCCUGGACCGAGUAGGAAGCCUAGGCAGGUUUCAGUUCCUCCAGACGGUGGCUUUGGUGACCCCCAUUUUGUGGGUCACCACCCAGAACAUGCUGGAGAACUUCUCAGCCGCUGUGCCCCGCCACCGCUGUUGGGUGGCCCUUCUGGACAACAGCACUGCCCACAAAAAUGUCGCCAGGGACUUUGGGCCCGAAAGCCUUCUGGCCAUCUCCAUCCCACCUGGUCCGGAUCAGCAGCCCCGCCAGUGCCGGCGCUUCCGCAAACCUCAAUGGCAGCUUCUAGAGCCCAACACCACGGCCACCAACUGGAGCCAGGCUGACACUGAGCCGUGUGGGGACGGCUGGGUCUACGACCACAGCACCUUCACGUCCACAAUCGUGACCACGUGGAACCUGGUAUGUGACUCCCAGGCCCUGAGGCCCAUGGCCCAGUCCAUCUACCUAGCUGGAAUUCUGGUAGGGGCCGCAGUGUGUGGCCAUGCCUCAGAUAGGUUUGGGCGCAGGAGAGUCCUGACCUGGAGCUACUUUCUGGUGUCUGUGUCCGGCUCAGCAGCUGCGUUCGUUCCCACCCUGCCCCUCUACUGCCUGUUCCGUUCCCUGGUGGCCUUUGCAGUGGCGGGUGUCAUGAUGAGCUCAGCCACUCUGUUGAUGGAGUGGACGUCCUCCCGGGCCAGUGCCUUGAUGAUGACCCUGAACGCCUUGGGCUUCAGCUUUGGGCAGGUCCUGACUGGCUCUGUGGCCUACGGUGUACGCAGCUGGAGGAUGCUACAGUUGGCUGUCUCUGCCCCCUUCUUCCUAUUCUUUGUAUAUUCAUGGUGGCUGCCAGAAUCGGCACGCUGGCUCCUCACGGUGGGCAAGCUGGACCAGGGCCUGCAGGAACUGCAGAGGGUGGCGGCUGUCAAUCGGAAGAAGGCAGAGGGAGACACACUGACCAUUGAGGUCUUGCGGUCAGCCAUUCAGGAGGAACCAAGUGGGGACCAAACUCGUGCAGGGCUUGGCACUCUGCUCCACACACCUGGGCUGCGCCUCCGAACCUUCAUCUCCAUGCUGUGCUGGUUUGCCUUUGGCUUCACCUUCUACGGCCUGGCCCUCGACCUGCAAGCCCUGGGGAGCAAUAUCUUCCUGCUUCAAGCACUCAUUGGGAUUGUGGACCUCCCAGUGAAGACCGGCAGCCUGCUGCUGCUCAACCACUUGGGCCGGCGCCACUGCCAGGCCGGCUCGCUGGUGCUGUCGGGACUCUGCAUCCUGGCCAACAUACUGGUGCCCCACGAGAUGGGGGUCCUUCGCUCGUCUCUGGCUGUGCUGGGGCUGGGGUCACUUGGGGCUGCCUUCACCUGUGUCACCAUCUUCAGCAGCGAACUCUUCCCCACUGUGCUCAGGAUGACAGCAGUGGGCCUGGGCCAGGUAGCAGCCCGAGGGGGCGCCAUCCUAGGGCCUCUGGUGAGGCUGCUGAGCCUCUAUGUCUCCUGGCUGCCCCUGCUGGUGUAUGGAACGGUGCCGGUGAUAAGCGGCCUGGCCGCGCUGCUGCUGCCUGAGACCAAGAACUUGCCACUGCCUGACACCAUCCAAGACAUCCAAAAGCAGUCAGGGAAGAAGGCGACACACGACACAGCAGUCAGCACCAUCCUGGUGUCUACACAGCUGUAG
Psammomys obesus (fat sand rat) is the source of this 1662-nucleotide messenger RNA. RefSeq names its product solute carrier family 22 member 12 (gene Slc22a12). Gene Ontology annotation, biological process: transmembrane transport. Gene Ontology annotation, cellular component: membrane. The transcript has 10 exons. Gene Ontology annotation, molecular function: transmembrane transporter activity. The record is from RefSeq and is a predicted model, not a curated record. The coding region runs from base 1 to 1662 and encodes 553 amino acids. NCBI's taxonomy places the organism in Eukaryota, Metazoa, Chordata, Mammalia, Rodentia, Muridae.